Molecule: messenger RNA, 504 nt
Organism: Cladophialophora psammophila CBS 110553
Lineage: Eukaryota; Fungi; Ascomycota; Eurotiomycetes; Chaetothyriales; Herpotrichiellaceae
Exons: 1
Coding region: 1-504 (167 amino acids)
Cellular component (GO): plasma membrane
Molecular function (GO): acetate transmembrane transporter activity
Source: RefSeq, a predicted model, not a curated record
AUGGUCAUUGCGUCUGUGCUCGAAUUCUUCCUCGGCCAUACCUUUCAAUUCGCCGUGUUCGGUUCUUUUGGGGCUUUCUGGUUUUCGUUCGGUGCGACGUUGACACCAUCCUUCAAUGCGGCCGCGGCAUACCAACCUGAGUCACCGGAAACGGCACUCACGAACCCGACAUUCAAUGCGACAUUUGCUUACUUCCCGUUGUAUAUGGCGCUGCUGUGCUCCAUAUAUUUCGUCGCCUCACUGAAAACUAAUGUGGUGCUUAUGCUGACGUUCCUGCUUUUGGUCCCCAUGUUGGCGUGUCUCUCUGGAGUGUUUUUCAAGGCCGCCGAGGGGGUGGCAGCAACAAGUCUUAUGACAGCGGCCGGUGCUUGUGGUUUUGUUGUCUGUAUCCUUUGUUGGUAUUUAUUGCUGGUGCAGAUCCUGGCUUCUGUUGAAUUCCCUCUCAAUCUUCCAGUCGGAGAUCUUGAGUGGUUGAUGAAACGGAUGAAGCGUAAGCGAUCUUAA